Molecule: messenger RNA, 3428 nt
Organism: Magallana angulata
Lineage: Eukaryota; Metazoa; Mollusca; Bivalvia; Ostreida; Ostreidae
Product: hydroxysteroid 11-beta-dehydrogenase 1-like protein
Exons: 7
Coding region: 694-1581 (295 amino acids)
Cellular component (GO): intracellular membrane-bounded organelle
Molecular function (GO): oxidoreductase activity
Source: RefSeq, a predicted model, not a curated record
AAGUAUACAUGGAGGUGUAUUAGUGGAGGAGUUUAUGGUUUUGUGAAACGUAUUUGAAAUGUUGGGACCCUUUAAUUUGACCCUUUAAUUCUGUAAAGAAUCUGCCGCUAUACCCCCUGAUGGUCGUAAUAGAGGUAUUUAAUGAACACCUUGCAUUAUGGAUAUUUAAUAAACACAGCAAAUUACUUUCUCCAAGCAAAGAGUUGGGGGAAAGAGAUUUAAAUAACAUUUUUUCCAUUUGCUACAAUACGUGGAAGUCUUGUUAUAAAUGGGAGCAAACGAUAUUGAGGUUCUCCGAAGUGAUUGAUGUCAAAGAUAAGUAAAUAAUUAAAAUCUCUGUGACAGUCCAGGGGAGAGAGGGGAGAUUUUGGAGAUAUAUAUUUAUAUACCUCUGUAGAGGAAUGAUUUUGUUGUCAAAAUCUGAGACCCAUUCUUGUGUUGUCAUUGCGGUGGUGAGGGCCUGUAAUUUUUUGGUAGAGGGGGUCUGUGGUUUGGUAAAAUGAGAAGUUGGAGGAGGACUAUUGAAAAGGUGAAAAGUUCUUGGUGAAAUUUUUUGGAUCAGGAAUCUGGCUGGUCGUUGUCAGUAGGAUCGAGUCAUGGUAAAAUGAGGGAGCCACAGGGAAUGUUGGGAAGAUAGCAGGAAUUCUGGGAAACUGGACUUCGAGGGACUGUAGCUGAAGAAAAAGUGGAGUCAUGUGGAAGAAGAUUCUGGCGCUAUUUAUAGGCGUGAUGGUGGGGUACUGGCUGAUUGAUGACUUUAAUCCAGAUGCCUUAAAAGGAAAGCGUGUGGUGGUGACGGGAUCAUCGACCGGUAUAGGGGAGCAGAUCGCGUACCACUACGCGCGGAUGGGUGCCCAUGUAAUGGUUACUUCCCGGCGGGAAAACACACUCAAACAGGUUGUACAAAAGUGUAAGGAACUGGGGCCUCCAGAGGGGAAAUACUUCUAUAAGGCUGCUGAUAUGGCUAAUAUGUCAGCCACACAACUUGUUAUAAAGGAAGCGGUCAGUAGGUUGGGAGGCAUAGACAUUCUGAUCCUGAACCACAUCCUGCCUAUACCUCUAGGGAUGUGGGAGGGGAGUCCCCAGAACCUCACCAUCACCGACAAGAUCGUGGAUGUCAACUUUAAGGCGUACGUCCACCUCACCUCACACGCUCUACCUCAUUUAAUCGCCUCCAAUGGCAGCAUCAUCGUGGUGUCCUCUCUGGCAGGUAAGAUAGGGCAGCCAUUCACUGCGGUGUACUCGGCCACGAAGUUUGCCCUGGACGGAUUCUUUGGAGGACUUAGACAGGAGUUCAGGAUGAAGGGAUGUGAUGUCUCCAUAACACUAUGUGUGAUUGGGCUUGUAGGGACAGAGAAUGCUAUCAAAGGGCUUAAGGAUUACGGACAACAUUAUCUUUUGGAGAUGCUUCCCGCGGAAACUCCUAGUGACACAGCUCUAGCCAUCAUCCGAGGCGGAGCGAUGAGGCGAAGGGAGAUCUUCCACCCGUACCUAAGCAUCCGCCUCAUGACACUUUUUCGAGACUGGAUGCCAAACGUGGUGGAGUAUAUAAACCGCUCCAUGUUUACCGUGCCUGUGUAAAAGUUCGGAAGAAAGAAUCGUGCUUCUCAGUCCAAAGUGGAAGAUAAACAAUGCCCAUGUAAAUGUUCAAAAGAAUUUUGCAUCUCAGUCCCAAAUGGUAGAUAAAGUCCAACUGAAAGCGCAUGAUGAACAAGACAAAAAACUGUGAUUAUUCAGGAUAUCUGCUAGAUAGAGUCCAUAAUGCAAGUGUGUGGUGACCAUAUAAAAUUCCUGCUCCUUGGAUCAUAUAUGUGCAACAAGUGUGAUCCAGGGUAACUUGGGCACUGAGAAACAAGUUUUGCAGUUUAGAUUGGAGAAUCCAUGUAAGGUUCAAAAGUUGAGAUUCCUCCUUGGUCUGAAUUCAUAGUGCAUGAGGAAAAAAAAGCUAAAAAGCGUGCUGGGAUAAGAAGACAAAAGAAAGACAUGUAUUCUUGCUGAGGUACCUGGCUAUUGUGGGGAAAAUACAUGCUGCUCAGAUCAUGUGACUAGCAAUGUGCAUUUCUAGAUCACGUAGUCAUAUGGACUCAUUGAUGAAAUCCAAAUGUCUGAUCCAAUUAUUUGUUGUCAAAGGAAAAAAAUGUGACAGUGAUGGGAUUGAAAACCACUUCUAAACAUAAAUUUUGGUGGUUGCAGCAAGAUUUUUUAGAAGUGUUCAAAAACUGAUUGAGAUCUUGGCAGCAAAAUAACUAAAGGUCUCACAGAGAAAUUGUCCUUAUAGUUUCAAUCUAUAUGUAAACACACCAGAGGAGACAAAAUUCAUCGGCAAGAAUAUCAUUGUCCUAAAUGUUAACGUCAAUAUUUGAAAUUGAAACAGAAAAAAAAAUCAGGUGUCAUUAUAACAGUAUUAUAAUUUAUUUGUUGUAGACUAGGAAGACUUACUUUUAUUUUUCUGUCUGUUUAUAUCUUCAUUUUUUGCAAAAAUAUUGAUGCAUUGGUUCUUGGGCACUGCCUUGUUAGGUCAGAUGGCGCUUUAUUGCCAUAUUGAAAAGGGGAAUAACUCAAUUUUUAAGUUUAAUUGAAAUACAAAAUUGAAGCUAUUGCCCCUUUGCAAUUCUUACUGCAAUAAAUAUCUACCUGUCUCAUUAUAUGUUGAUCUUUUCGACCUGAGAAUCAAUACAUUAACUUUUUUGGGGCCUAAGAUAGACCUUGAUUUUUUUGUUUCCUGUAUUAAGAUAUGUAUUUAUGUCUGAUUUGAUAAGUUAUUUUGUUGUUUAAUAAGAGUUUAAACUAUGUACAGUUAGCUUGAAUCUGAAUAAUUCCACAUUUAGAUGAAAUACUUCCCAGAGUAUUUUAAGAGUAUGGUUUAGACAAUGAUAAGUUUUGUUAAGAUAUAAUUGUACUUUCAGAUAAUAUAAAUUAUAUAAAAUAUAAAUUGUAAAUCAAGUCCAUUAAGUAGCUUUCAUGGACAUGUAAAGUAGAUUGAUGUAAGAGGAUUCAUUAAGAUAUGUUAUAUUGAUCAAAAGUACACGAUUAACUAGGUCUGUUUUCAUUAUUUACUAACACAAUUGAUUCAGGUACAAUGUUUCCUAAUUAUACCUUGUUUACAUCAGGGAUUUUACAUUGUUUAUUUUUCAAUUAGCAAGUGUUUUGAUUUUGUUAUUAGGUUUUGUUUUAGGUUUUUAAAAAAAAUAUUUAUUAUUAUCCAUUCGUAAAUAAUGAAGUUUCAUGUAUUUCUUUGAGGAGUAUUUAGUUCAAUCUACAUGGCUGUCAGAGAGAGAGAGAGAGAGAGAGAGAGAGAGUUUUAUUUGUGUAGUUUGCAUUGAUGUCUGAUGAGUUUAGUUUUGAUACAUGUAGUUGUAAAUGUUCAUUCACAUGUUAUAUGAAAUUUAUUAUGUUCAAAAUAUUUCUGACAGUGAAUUUAAAAUUAU